AUGAGUGAUCCCGCAGCUGCCCAAGAUGCCUCGGGAAGACAGCCCACCUCCUCCUCCGCCACCGCCGCCCAACUCGCCAGUGCAAAGGUAAUUCUUCGCAACAAUCUGCGCCAGUUCCCGGACUUUCCCAUUCCUGGCAUUGACUUUGUCGAUAUCAUGCCGCUCUUUGCCAACCCCGAAGCCCAUGCCACCCUCGUCAACGCUCUCGAGCUCCAGAUUACCCAGACCUUUACCAACUCCAAACCCGAUGUAAUUGUUGGUCUCGAUGCUCGCGGUUUCCUCUUUGGUCCCGGCCUCGCUCUGCGUCUCGGUGUCCCCUUCGCUGCUGUUCGCAAGAAGGGCAAACUCCCCGGUCCUUGUGUUACCGCCGAGUACGUCAAGGAGUAUGGCAAGGACUUCUUCCAAAUGCAGCAGGAUGCUAUUUCCGAAGGCCAAAAGGUUCUCAUUGUCGACGACAUUAUUGCUACUGGUGGCUCUGCCAAGGCUGCUGCCGAUCUUGUCACCCAGCUUAAGGGCCAAGUCAUGGGCUACCUUUUCAUCCUUGAGAUUCCUGGCCUCAACGGCCGCGACAAGCUUCCAGCCGCUCCCACAACCAUCCUCCUCGAGGAUGCCUAA
Messenger RNA from Beauveria bassiana ARSEF 2860, 615 nucleotides. Its product is annotated as adenine phosphoribosyltransferase. Gene Ontology annotation, molecular function: adenine binding; AMP binding; adenine phosphoribosyltransferase activity. The transcript is spliced from 2 exons. Gene Ontology annotation, biological process: AMP salvage; adenine salvage. The record is from RefSeq and is a predicted model, not a curated record. Lineage: Eukaryota; Fungi; Ascomycota; Sordariomycetes; Hypocreales; Cordycipitaceae. The coding region runs from base 1 to 615 and encodes 204 amino acids. Gene Ontology annotation, cellular component: cytoplasm.